GUCACGCCCGUUUAUUUUAGCGAUAGUGUUGCAAUCUUGUGACAUUUCAUGUUUACUACAGCGAAGAGAACAGACGAGUGAAAAUAUGGAGAAAAUACAUGUAGACAUUUGACGAGCGAGAUCCAGAGAGACCGAAACUAGCUGAAAAAUGAAGCGACAACACAUCGCGGUACACUUGUCACUGACAAAUACGCGGAAUCUGUUGGUUUUCGACGAAGAAUAUCAGAAUACGUGAGGAUAUUUUGAGUUUUUCGCCAUAAUCCGAAGUAGAGGGAAGAUGGCUACGAGUCUAGGCUUUGCUGACCGUUGGGACCGGACGGCGAUGGAGAGAUUUGGCAGCGGGGGCAUGGCGCUUUUGCCGUGGACUAAACAGAUACUGACCGUCCUGUGGGAGCAGCUCCGGCUGUUGGUCCAUGUCAUUUACUACAGCUUCAUGUCAGUUUUCCAGAUGUUCAGGUUUGAGGUUCACCUGCGAAUCACAGACGAGACAGGUCAGCACGUCCAGCACAUGAGCACAGCAGCAAACCCCACUGAAUCCUUCCUGUUUUCCUCACUGUUUGACGGAGACAACAGAGUCAUGGUUGGCGGUUCUAAUCCUCUCUCUAAUUUCUGCGCGGACGUGGUGGACACCUUCCCCGGGACAUCCACUGCUGAGGCCCUGCUGUCCAGUCUGCGCGCUGACAACCUGUGCUGCGGGCUAGUGGACGACUUCGUCUCCAGAACAGCCAACAAAGAAGACGGUAUCUUCCUCGGACACCAUCCCAGCUGGAAUAUGGGCUUCCCCGGCGACUGGAACAUCUUCGUAUCGAGCGGCGACAGCACUGGUACAGACAGCACCUGUCACAAAACCACAGAGAAAAUCUUCAAAAAGGACAUUUCAGAAGAGGACAGAGGCUGUCACUGGAGUAGUGAAGAAGACCAGAACCUAGGAGAAUUUGACAGCGAGGAAAGUAAAGCACUUUGGGAGUCCCUGUCCAAAUCUAGUGAUCCUUACAACCCCUUCUUUUUCUCGGCCUGUAUUUCAACAAACACAAACAUGGGGAAAAGUAAAAGUGAAGUGAGCCACGGCAGUGAUACUGACUGUAUCUCUGCAGGCAAACCUGGCGAGGAGCUCCUGGGGCCCCGUGGCCUGAAUUUCUGGGUCAGUCGGUCGGACAGUGAGAGCAGUUGGGGCAGUUCGGACGGGUCGUGCACCGACCUGGACAAGGAGGAGAGCGAGAGGCUGUGGGAGUUCUUCAGCAGUCCCGUAGACCCCUACAACCCCAUGUGUUUCACGGCUUGCACCGUCAGCAGCACAGCUCCUCAAAUAAGCAAAACAACAUCCUCUCACUCCCAGCAGCCCCAACACGCUUCACUUCCUGCACCUUGCUCCAAGUCAGACAGUGAGGAGAGGGAGAGCAGCUUUACUCCUUCCUCAUCAGAGGAUGAUGAAGAGGAGCAGCUGUGGAAGUCCCUCUGCCAAAACGAUGACCCCUACCACCCUCUCAACUUUAAAGCCUGCCUUCAGAGUUCACCAACAACCACCACACUCCAGUUAGAUACCCCUCGUCCCUGCCCUGCUCAAAGUCCACCCGUCCUGGAAAAGAAACAAAACAGUGAGGCUGUAAACCCCCCAGUACCCAGAGCCCACAAGCCCAUCCUGCCAGAGAGACAGUUUAAGUGUCACUCCCACCCAGACACAACAAAGGUGCCCUGGAAAAGACCAGGACAAAUGUCCGGCUCACCCCCGCCCCAGAGGGGGGAGAGCCAGGCCAGCAGCACCCAGAAAAAGGUGCGGUUCUCUCCUCUUGUCCAAGUCCACGUGAUGCGAACCUGGCCGUUUGCUCGACAGGCGUCCCGCAAAGGACACUGGGAAGAAAUGGCACGAGACCGGGACCGCUUCCGAAGGCGGAUCCAGGAAACAGAGCAAGCUAUUGGCCACUGCUUCAGCCAAUCUCACAGAGAGAGGAUUCAUGCUUACCUGGACAGCACUUCGAAAUAAAUCCCAACCUCCAUUUCAUGAACACUGAAUAUGUUUGAUUUCCUUUUUGGAUGAGAUCUUGUGAUUGGUUGCAAUGCAACAGUGAAUUUGAUUUUGGCCGAUUAGAAAAAUUCGGUUUUAGGCCGAUUUUAAUGUUCUGUGUCAAGUUGAACAACCUUGUACCUCAAAGGCUCAUACGGUCUGCAGCUGUUGCACUGACUAUGACACUUUCUCAUUAACCUCAGCAUUAAUGUAUAGAAUGUUGUUUUUGUAUGCCUUACAUACUGACCUAGUAAUGUAACUUACUCAUGCCCUGCUGAGCUUGUGCUUUGUUUUUUACUGCUGGCUUUAACUGUUUGUACGUGUUUUAUAUAUGAACUAAACCACAGUAGUGAAUCUAGAAGUUAAAAGUGUUGAUUUUAUGUAAUGAUGUCAUCAUGAGAAAGCAGGGUAAAAGUGUUUAGAAUUGUCUUCUUUUCGUUGUAAAGCUUGAGUGAAAAUCCUGUCUUUGUUUGAAACAUUUUAACUGUUUUUGUUUUGUUUUUUGACUUUUAUUAACUUAUGUUAAUGGUACAUAAAUAGCAGUAUGUUUGCACUGAGUUUUAAGUUGUGUUUCCUAUUUAUUAUCUUGACUGGAACAAUUCAAAACACUUUGUCCUUGUUAGACUGGCCCAGCCUUUCUUGUAACCUGUAGCUGCAACUGCCUGUAUAAUGAUCCGUAGCAAAAUUGUCAUUAGGUGCUAUGUUAAUCAAUAAAAAAAAAUGUUUUUAGCCUACA
Myripristis murdjan (pinecone soldierfish) is the source of this 2738-nucleotide messenger RNA. Its product is annotated as protein phosphatase 1, regulatory subunit 15B-like. The transcript has 3 exons. Lineage: Eukaryota; Metazoa; Chordata; Actinopteri; Holocentriformes; Holocentridae. Bases 278 to 1981 code for a protein of 567 amino acids. Gene Ontology annotation, cellular component: protein phosphatase type 1 complex; endoplasmic reticulum. The record is from RefSeq and is a predicted model, not a curated record. Gene Ontology annotation, molecular function: protein phosphatase regulator activity. Gene Ontology annotation, biological process: response to endoplasmic reticulum stress.